This is a messenger RNA of Malassezia vespertilionis, 3366 nucleotides long. It is a transcript of the gene PRP22, whose product is annotated as RNA helicase. Gene Ontology annotation, cellular component: intracellular anatomical structure; catalytic step 2 spliceosome. Gene Ontology annotation, molecular function: RNA binding; ATP binding. NCBI's taxonomy places the organism in Eukaryota, Fungi, Basidiomycota, Malasseziomycetes, Malasseziales, Malasseziaceae. The record is from RefSeq and is a predicted model, not a curated record. The coding region runs from base 1 to 3366 and encodes 1121 amino acids. The transcript has a single exon. Gene Ontology annotation, biological process: spliceosomal complex disassembly.
AUGGACGCGCCAUUGUACCGGCUCGAGUACCUGUCGUUGGUGGGCAAGAUCGCGACGGAAGUCGAGAAUCAUGUGGGAAUCAAUGAUCGGGUGCUGGCCGAGUUCAUUAUUUCUCUUCAUGAUCAGUCGCCCUCGCUGAAGAAUUUUCAGAGCAAGCUCGACGAGGCAGGCGCGGAGUUCGGCGCAGCGUUUGUGGAGAAUUUGGACCGGCUCAUCCGGACACUGCACCCUAAGCACAAAGAGCACAAGGAGCACGAUGCGCAGCUCCAGCGCAUGCCGGGCCUGGCCAUUCGCGAUCGCGACUGGGCCGACGCUUCCGAUUACCAAGAUACCCCGCAGGAGCGCGAAGCUGCACGCAGAGCCGCACGCCGCCGCUUGGACGACGACGUAGACGAUAUGGACAGCAAAGUACCGUGCCGGCCACGGCGCGAUUCUGUGUCGCCGCGUGGCCGCGAUCGCGAGCCGCCAGCGCAUCUGCAGCGCGACGAGCAGCCCAUCGUCGGCAAAGUAUACCGCGGGCGCGUCUCUGGCGUCAAGGAUUUCGGCGCAUUUGUCACCCUUGAUGGCGUCGUGGGGCGGCAGGAUGGGCUCGUGCAUGUAAGUGCGAUGCGCGCGGGCCGUGUAGAGCAUCCUUCGGACAUUGUCUCGCGCGGCGACCAAGUCAGCGUCAAGGUGGUCUCUGUAAAUGGGAAUAGAAUUGCGCUCGCGAUGAAGGACGUUGAUCAAGUCACGGGCCGUGACUAUGCGCCGCAGCGCAGUGCACAAGCUCUUACCGGCGCGAACAGUGCGCCGCUCGGCGUCGUCGAAAAAGAUGCGCCGGCGCAGCGGCGCCCCAAACGGCUCACAAGCCCCGAGCGCUGGGAGCUCAUGCAGCUCAUCGCGAGUGGCGUUGCCAAGGCGAGCGACUACCCCGAGCUGAUGGAUCAAGAGCUCUCCACGCCCGCGACGCGCGCCAAAGGCAACGACCCCGACGAGGAGGUGGAGAUCGAGGUGCACGAAAAAGAAGCGCCGUUCCUCAAAGGCCAAACCGCCGCUUCCUUGGAGCUCUCCCCUGUGCGCGUCGUGAAAGCGCCCGACGGCUCGAUGAACCGCGCCGCACAGGCUGGCGCAUCGCUUGCCAAGGAGCGCCGCGAGCUCCGGCAACAGGAGCUUAACGAGCAGGCAGACGCGGAAAAACGCGAUACCUCUACGGGGUGGCUCGAUCCCAUGGCCCAGCAAGGCGACCGCCAAUUUGCCCAGGAUCUGCGCGGCAAUACGCUGGGGCGCCGCGCGCAGGAGCAGUCCGAGUGGAAGAAGCAAGCGUUUAACAAAAAGACGACUUUUGGCAAGAUUAGCACGCUCAGUAUCCAGGAGCAGCGCAAGAGCCUGCCGAUUUACAAACUCCGCGCGCAGCUAAUCCAAGCAGUAAGGGAGAACCAGGUGCUCAUUGUGGUCGGCGAGACGGGCUCGGGCAAGACGACGCAGCUCACACAGUACCUUGCCGAGGAAGGAUUUGCCGACCGCGGCAAGAUUGGAUGCACACAGCCGCGCCGUGUUGCGGCAAUGAGCGUCGCAAAGCGUGUUGCCGAAGAAGUUGGCUCGCGUGUCGGCCAAGAGAUUGGCUACACGGUCCGGUUCGACGACUGUACCAGCGCAGAAACACGGAUCAAGUACAUGACGGACGGAAUGCUCCAGCGCGAGUGUCUUGUGGACCGCGACGUGAGUGCCUACACCGUCAUUAUGCUCGACGAAGCGCACGAGCGCACAAUUGCCACAGAUGUCUUGUUUGGCCUUUUGAAAAAAGCGCUCCAACGCCGCCCGGACCUCAAACUGAUUGUCACGUCGGCCACGCUCGACGCGGAAAAGUUCAGCACCUACUUUUUUGGGUGCCCUAUUUUCACCAUCCCAGGCCGCACCUUUCCUGUGGAGAUUAUGUAUACCAAGGAGCCAGAGCCGGAUUACUUGGACGCGAGUCUCAUUACCGUCAUGCAGAUUCAUCUCUCCGAGCCCCCGGGCGAUAUUCUCGUCUUUCUCACGGGCCAGGAGGAGAUUGAUACCAGCUGCGAGAUUCUGUACGAGCGCAUGCGUGCGUUGGGGCCGUCCGUGCCCGAGCUCAUCAUCCUUCCCGUCUACUCGGCGCUGCCGAGCGAGAUGCAGACGCGCAUUUUCGAGCCCGCGCCGCCGGGCGCGCGCAAAGUCGUGCUUGCGACCAACAUUGCCGAGACCAGUGUCACGAUCGACGGCGUUUUCUACGUCGUGGACCCAGGGUUCGUAAAGCAGAAUGCCUACGAUGCGCGUCUCGGCAUGGACAGUCUCGUUGUCACGCCCAUUUCGCAGGCACAGGCGCGCCAAAGGGCUGGUCGUGCAGGCAGGACAGGCCCGGGUAAGUGCUACCGACUUUACACAGAGGCCGCCUUUCGCAACGAAAUGCUCCCGAAUCCUAUCCCCGAUAUCCAGCGCCAAAACUUGUCUUCCACGAUUCUCAUGCUCAAGGCCAUGGGGAUCAAUGACCUGCUCCACUUUGACUUUAUGGAUCCACCGCCGGCACAGACGAUGCUCACCGCACUCGAGUCGCUCUACGCACUCAGUGCGCUGGACGACGAAGGGUUGCUUACGCGCCUCGGAAGAAAAAUGGCCGAUUUUCCCAUGGAUCCCCCCAUGGCAAAAAUGCUCAUCACCAGCGUGGACCUUGGCUGCAGCGAGGAAGUGUUGAGCAUUGCCGCGAUGCUCAGCAUCCAAAACGUCUUCUACCGCCCCAAGGACAAGCAGGCACAAGCAGAUGCAAAGCGCGCUAAGUUUUUCCAGCCAGAGGGCGACCACUUGACGCUCUUGACAGUGUACAAUGCAUGGGUCUCGAACAACUUUUCCAUGCCUUGGUGUGUAGAUAACUUUAUCCAGGGCAGGGCGUUGCGGCGCGCACAGGAUGUGCGAAAGCAGCUGCUGGGGAUCAUGGACCGCUACCACCAUGAUAUCAUCUCCUGCGGCCGCAACUACAAUCGCAUCCGCCGCGCGAUUUGUGCAGGCUACUUCCGCAAUGCCGCGAAAAAAGAUCCGCACGAGGGAUAUCGCUCGCUCGCAGAAGGCGGAGGGAAUGUCUACUUGCAUCCGUCGAGCAGCUUGUUCAACCGUCCGUCAGAGUACGUGGUGUACCAUGAAGUCGUCAUGACCACAAAAGAAUACAUGCGCGAAGUCACGGCCAUCGAGCCGAAAUGGCUAUUGGAGGUUGCUCCGCGCUUCUUCCGGUCCGCGGAUUCGGCAAAUAUCUCGAAGCGCAAGCGCCAGGAGAAGAUCAAGCCGCUCUUUAACAAAUACGCCACGGACCCAGACGAAUGGCGCAUCUCUAAGCAGCGGGCCAAGGCGAUAUGGACAAACGACCAAAAGUUUUAG